AUGCUCCUAUACGCUCCUAUACGCUCCUAUACGGCCUUAUGCGUUCAUGUGCACUCCUUUACGCCCAUAUGCUUUCAUCCAUUACCAUUAGCCUCUCAACUUCAUCCCGUGCUGUACCUUGCCUUCCACAUUCCCUGCGGAUUCGGAAACUUUCCGUUCCCUUCCUCCCUUCCACUUUCCCCUCUCCUCCCACCAGGGCUCGACGCGCCUCACAUAUUCCAUCCCUCUGUCCCCUCGUCCUCCCACCCUUCCCUGCUGUUUCCGUCACUUGGUCCUUCAUCCCCCUCCCCCCCCUUCCUUCCGCCCACCAGAGCGAGAGAUCCCCGCCAGUGUCCGUGUGUCGGUCGCCCUGCGGGCCUCACAGCAGCGGCGGUCAGGGGCGUGGCAGUGGGGGACGAUGCGCCAGUGGGGGACGAUGCGCCAGUGGGGGACGAUGCGCCAGUGGGGGACGAUGCGCCAGUGGGGGACGAUGCGCCAGUGGGGGACGAUGCGCCAGUGGGGGACGAUGCGCCAGUGGGGGACGAUGCGCCAGUGGGGGACGAUGCGCCAGUGGGGGACGAUGCGCCAGUGGGGGACGAUGCGUCAGUGGGGGACGAUGCGUCAGUGGGGGACGGAUGCGUCAUUGCUCCAGCGGUAUCUGGUCAUGGUGGGGUGGAUGGCGCGGGCAUUGUGAUGUGGCUCAUGGGGCAGGUGCCGAACCUAUUUGCUCUGGGGUCGCAGGCAGAUGAUGUGAAUUUCCUGGCGGGGUGUGACGGGCAGCCGUGGUUCGGAUGGGUUUCAGGGAGAAGUUUGAAAGACACGGGGCUUCAUGGGUAUGGUGAAGUUACCAGUUGCACUGCCCCUCUUGCUCUACUGCCUGGAUCGCCUGUUCUUGCGCUUUCCAUUUGCCUGCGCUCUCUCCACGACUUAGACACCUCUCUGUGUCUCCCCGUGCACACUACCUGCUGUCACCACCUCUCGUCGUUCUCUCCCCUGCCCUAA
Messenger RNA from Closterium sp. Yama58-4, 981 nucleotides. Lineage: Eukaryota; Viridiplantae; Streptophyta; Zygnematophyceae; Desmidiales; Closteriaceae. The record is from the annotation of a GenBank genome assembly.